CACACACAAACAGAGAGAGAGAGAGAGAGAGAGAGAGAGAGAAUGGAGUAUUUCAGAAGCUCACUGCUGUGCUGAUUUUGAGAGAGAGAGAGAGAGAGAUAGGGAGAGAGAGAAAGAGAAGAGUAGUGCCCAAGAACCUAUCUUUUUUUUUUUACUGCAUUUGGGUCUCUUCUCUAAAACAUCAUCUCCCUGUAUUUUCCACUGCAAGAUAAAGGAGCCCAGUACAGAUAAAGGGGUUUUAGGUGUUCCUGACAAGGGUCUUGGGGUAAUGUUGAGGAAGAGAACCAGGUCACUCCAGAAAGAUCAACAGAUGGGUCCCUUAACAAUGUCUGAUUCUGGUUCUGAGCCCUUUACCCAGUCUGAUUGUCUGGGAUACAAUCACAAAACAAACUCCUUUGUCGGUGUCCCUGGUCUGUUUGUUGGGUUAACUUCUAAGGGCUUAUCAGAUUGUGAUUCUGUUAGAAGCCCAACAUCUCCUCUGGAUUUCAGGAUGUUCUCAAAUCUAGGAAAUCCCAGUAGGUCCCAAAGGUCAUCUCACAACGGGCACCAGAAGAGCUGGGAUUGCAGUAAAGUAGGCUUAAGCAUUGUAAAUUCUCUUGAUGAUGAUGAUAUGAGAGAAUCUGGCAAAUUUCUUCGAUCAUCAGAGAGCAAGAACAUUCUUUUUGGACAGCGAGUAAGAAUUAAAGACCCAAACUUUCAAGCCAAUGCUAAUUCUUUUGAGGCACCAAAGUCUUUGCCAAGAAAUUUUGCAAUUUUCCCUCAUACCCAUACCAAAUCUCCACUUCAGAAGGGCAGCUCUAAUGUUAUUUUUGAGAUUGGAGAAGCCCCAUUUGCACCUGAGCACUUUGGAAAAAUCCGGUCUUGUUCACUGGACUCCUGCAAGUCCUUUUCCACACUAUCCCGAUUGGCUGGACAGAACUCGAAUGUGACUUCAGGGAAUUUCUGCUUGAAUAAUCUUACUACCCAAGUGAAUACUCCGAUGCAAUUUUCUGGAGGAAGCCCAAACUCAAACAACUCUUUGCAUACUGAUUUGAACUUGACUCCAAUGUCUGUUGGCUCUGCCAAUGGACGAAUUGUUUCUCUCUCUGCAAGUGAGAUUGAGCUUUCUGAGGACUAUACAUGUGUAAUAUCACAUGGUCCCAACCCCAAGAAAACUCAUAUUUAUGGUGAUUGCAUUUUGGAAUGUUACUCUAAUGAAGGAAAGGAGACUGGAGUCCCUCACGCUAUUUCUAGCUCUAUAAUUCCAAGUCUAUUUCCUUCAAAUGAUUUUUUGAACUUCUGUUAUCAUUGCAACAAGAAAUUGGAAGGUGGGAAAGAUAUUUACAUGUACAGAGGUGAGAAAGCCUUUUGCAGUUUAAGUUGUCGCGCAGAGGAGAUUAUGAUUGAUGAGGAGAUGGAGAAAGCAAUCAAAAAAUCUUCUGAUGACUCUCACAGGUCUGACAAUGGCGAGGAACUCUUUGAAAAUGGCAUUUUUAACACUCCAUAGAGUCACUUUCAUGGUUUACUGAUAGCCACCACUCCCAUGAUUGAUGAAACUGUACACAAAGGUAGACAGCCUUGAUCAUCCAUUUAUAAAGGAGCUGUUUAUGUGCAUCUGUUAGCAGCCAUGGAUGAUCGUUUUGUACAUUGUUCCCUUUGGUGUUCAUGUUUCAUCAUUCAUGGUUGUGGGGGAUGGACCUAUAGUUUUUGCUUAUCAUAAUUCAGACUUUAUAUUGCCUCAUAAUUGAAGUAGAACAAGUGGCAGCUGAUUUUUCUGGCUGCCAAAUUUAACUCUUUUUCUCUCUAUAUCGAUUGUGGCAAGAGUUGUUGUACAAGUCUGCAAACUCUACAAGUUUCUGAUUGAAUAUAAAAUGCUAUUAAAUAUUGUAUGCUA
Hevea brasiliensis (rubber tree) is the source of this 1873-nucleotide messenger RNA. RefSeq names its product FCS-Like Zinc finger 10. NCBI's taxonomy places the organism in Eukaryota, Viridiplantae, Streptophyta, Magnoliopsida, Malpighiales, Euphorbiaceae. The record is from RefSeq and is a predicted model, not a curated record. The transcript has 3 exons. The coding region runs from base 269 to 1486 and encodes 405 amino acids.